This is a messenger RNA of Zasmidium cellare ATCC 36951, 1647 nucleotides long. RefSeq lists its product as uncharacterized. Gene Ontology annotation, biological process: transmembrane transport; nucleobase transport. The coding region runs from base 1 to 1647 and encodes 548 amino acids. The record is from RefSeq and is a predicted model, not a curated record. NCBI's taxonomy places the organism in Eukaryota, Fungi, Ascomycota, Dothideomycetes, Mycosphaerellales, Mycosphaerellaceae. Gene Ontology annotation, molecular function: nucleobase transmembrane transporter activity. The transcript has 6 exons. Gene Ontology annotation, cellular component: plasma membrane.
AUGAACCCCGUGGCACUCCGCGAGCGUUUAAACGGUGCAGCAGUCAAGAUUAAAACCAGACUCACCUCCUUCUCCAGCUGGAAACUCCCAAAGCAAGAAUCGUCAGUCGCCCCGUCGUACGUCUGGACGAACGCAGAUCAAGAUCCAGUCCCACCCGAGAAACAGACUUGGACAGGCUGGUCAUUCACUUGGUAUUGGUUUUCAGACCUAGUGACUGCGGCAGGAUGGUCUGCAGCGGCAAGCGUAGUGGCAACAGGCCUCUCAGCAACAGAUGCAGUUCUUGUGACUUUCGUGGCUGCUUUGUGUAAUGCGAUCCCGACAGUGUUGAAUGGUGCCAUUGGCGUUGAUCUUCACAUCCCCUUCCCAAUAGCCAUCCGCGCAUCUUACGGCUACUGGCUUUCGUACUUCACAGUCGUGACAAGAGGGAUUCUUGCACUGUUCUGGUUCGGCGUGCAGAGUGUAUACGGAGGCCAAUGUAUCACGGGAAUGGUCACAGCCACCUGGCCCAGCUAUGCGAACCUCCCCAACCGUUUGCCAGAAUCUGCUGGGAUCACGACACAAGGAAUGGUGUCGUACUUCCUGUACUGGCUGUUGCAGUUGCCAUUCAUGCUCAUACCGACGCACAAACUGCAAUACAUGUUCUGGGCCAAGACGGUGCUUGUUGCUCCGACUGCUCUCGCGAUGGUGAUUUGGAUCUCUGUAAAGGCUGGAAAUGGGAGUGACUUCUUCAAUCAGCCUGCGAGAGUCAGCGGGUCAGAGAAAGCCUGGCUUUGGUUGAGCAGCAUGACAUCGAUCACGGGAGGCUUCUCGACUCUGGCUGUCAACAUCUCGGACUUUUCGCGAUUCUCGAAAACACGCACAGCGCACUAUUGGCAACUGCCAAUGAUUCCGUUUUUCAAGUGCAUUGUUGGCGUCUUUGGAGUCGUUUCAGCCAGUGCCGCUGUCCAGUUGUAUGGUGAAGCGUUGUGGUCGCCGCUGGACAUCAUUGAAAAGUGGCAAGGAAGUCCAGGAGGCCGAGCAGCAGCAUUCUUCGCCUCUGCUGUCUGGUGUCUGGCACAAAUCUGUGUGAACGUCAGCGCGAACUCCGUCUCAUUCGGCAACGACAUCACAACGAUCGCACCAAAGUGGUUCAACGUCAAGCGAGGUGUCAUUUUUGCCGCUGUCAUUGGAGGAUGGGCACUGUGUCCCUGGAUCAUUGUCGAGAGCGCCGAUGCCUUGCUUUCUUUUAUGUCUGCGUAUGCGUGCUUUCUCGCACCUAUCGCAGGAAUCCUCUUUUCAGACUACUGGAUCGUUAAGAGGAGAAGAUAUGACGUGCCAGCUUUGUACGACCCUAAAGGAAUAUAUUCGUAUUGGCACGGCAUUAACUGGAGAGCACUUGUGACGACGAUGGUGGUCGUUGGGCCAUUGAUUCCUGGGAUGGCGAACAAAAUUUCGUCCAGUGUGAAAAUCGGAACUGGGCUGGAGCGCCUUUUUUCUUUUAAUUGGCUCUACGGGUUCGUUCUCUCGAUCAUAAUGUAUGUCAGUCUGCACUGGAUGUUUCCGGACAAAGCCACCAGUAUUCCAGCUGUCGUGCACGAGCGAGUCCGGGAUCUGAUUUGGUGUAUCCGGGAUGCCGUAGAGAACUCCACUGGCAAGGUGUUUGGGUGA